AAUCCUUCAAAAUUAUUCUGCUCUUGAUGAAUUAUCAUUAUAUGUCAAUGAAAAUCAAUAUAUUUCAGAAUGUCUAACUUAUAUCGCAUUUAAAGAAACAGUCAGUAGUCUUGCGGCUAAUAAAAAUUUUGAUCUAGUGAAUUAUUCAGAAUUUUUGGCAAUGUCGAAGAAUGUAAAAGAAAAGGCAGGAACGGGAUCAGAACCUUUUCCAGGAGAGUUUCUUAAACUGAUGAAAAAAAAUAUAAGUUUAUCACAAAAAAUUCUGGUAUUAUUAAUCGAAUAUUAUUAUAAUGCAUAUGAAUAUUCUUUUGUAAGCUUAUCAGAUAUUCAUAACUUAUCGAAAGAGUCAAUUGUAGUUUCAUCAAGAAUAAACCAAUUUUCUAGACUAAGACUCAGAGCUGAAGUAAUUGGUUCAAAACUUUCAAUAAGAUAUAUUAG
Funneliformis caledonium is the source of this 438-nucleotide messenger RNA. NCBI's taxonomy places the organism in Eukaryota, Fungi, Glomeromycota, Glomeromycetes, Glomerales, Glomeraceae. The record is from the annotation of a GenBank genome assembly.